Dipodomys ordii (Ord's kangaroo rat) is the source of this 1608-nucleotide messenger RNA. It is a transcript of the gene Fkrp, whose product is annotated as fukutin related protein. The coding region runs from base 192 to 1001 and encodes 269 amino acids. The transcript has 4 exons. Lineage: Eukaryota; Metazoa; Chordata; Mammalia; Rodentia; Heteromyidae. Gene Ontology annotation, biological process: protein O-linked glycosylation via mannose. The record is from RefSeq and is a predicted model, not a curated record. Gene Ontology annotation, cellular component: Golgi apparatus.
GGUACUUAGAGAAAGGGGGGCACCUUCCUGCUUCGCUCCUCCCACUUAGCCCCAGAGAGACUCUUCCCUCCUUAGACACAAAUAGUCCCCCCUCCCCCCGUAGCUCUUAGUCCUUGAGAGAAAGGGGGACCACCGUAGGUGUUUGCAAGAGGUGUCCCAUUCCGUCUUGGUUCCUGGCCAGGUCGGUUGUCAUGGCAACCCUUUCCAACCUGGCGCCCCCACCCAUUCUCCAAUCGCUCCUCCUCUCCCCCUUUGUGUCUUGUGGAGCCCCAAACCGAUCCUGUCUUGGUACCAGGAAGAGGUUGCUAAGCACAACAGCUGGACUGGGCUGUCACUGCCCUCCUGGAGCUCCCCCAGGCUGCCACCUAGGAGGACGCCAGAGCCCCGGCUGCCGGCCCCAUGCGGCUCCCGCGCUACUGGGCUGUGAUGGCCGCCGCCAUCACCCUGAACCUCCUGGUCUUCUUCUACGUCUCCUGGCUGCAGCACCAGCCCCGGAACCCCCGGGCCCGGGGCCCCCGCCGCGCAGCCGCCGCCGGCCCCCGGGUCACCGCUCGCUGCUGGGCGCCGCGCGCCACGGCGACAUCAUCCCCUGGGACUACGACGUGGACCUGGGCAUCUACCUGGAGGACGUGGGCAACUGCGAGCAGCUGCGCGGCGCCGAGGCGGGCUCGGUGGUGGACGAGCGCGGCUUCGUGUGGGAGAAGGCGGUGGAGGGCGACUUCUUCCGCGUGCAGUACAGCGAGAGCAACCACCUGCACGUGGACCUGUGGCCCUUCUACCCGCGCCACGGCGUCAUGACCAAGGACACCUGGCUGGACCACCGGCAGGACGUCGAGUUCCCCGAGCACUUCCUGCAGCCGCUCGUGCCGCUGCCCUUCGCCGGCUUCGUGGCGCAGGCCCCCAACAACUACCGUCGCUUCCUGGAGCUCAAGUUCGGGCCCGGCGUCAUCGAGAACCCCGAGUACCCCAAUCCCGCGCUCCUGAGUCUGGCCGGUGGCUGAAGCCGCCCCUGGAGGGGGGGUCCGUGCCGACGGGGAAAAAUGGGAUGCAUCAAGCGCUGAGGGCCCUGGGCGGGCAGAACCGGCCGCUCUUGGGUCCCGGUGCAGUCCUCCGACUUCCGAUCCCGGGUUAGGGGGUCCUGCGGCGGUAGCCCUUUGCCUCAGUUCCCCCCCCCCCCCCGGGUUCUCGGCGCUCCUGCUUGUGAGACCCGCCCACUAGAGGGCGCCGUGGCCUGAUGGACCCCUCACUCAAGUGAUCGCUGCUACUCUGACCCUUCCCCCCCCCCCUUUUCAGGGACUGAGGCCACAGUGGCCAAUUCCCUCGCCCCAGCUCCUCACGUUCCUAUCCAGCUGGCAGGUGGGGGGAUGAAGGCAGGACUGCAGGCUCCAGAGCCCGUACUUCCUCUCUAUAGCCACCUCCAUAAAUGGUACACAGGGGAGGGGGACUUUGGGGAACCCCCAUGUGUCUUGAUCAAGCAUCUAAGAGUGAGCUCCCAACAUAUCACGUCUGUAUUUAUUUCUAAAUUAUGUGCAAGUGUUAAUACAGUCUGUAUGUUACUAAUAAGGCUUAAAAUAAUUCCACUUUAAAAUUAAAAAUGUAGCUGGGUGA